ACCGGGCGGCGCCUGAGCGCGCGGGAAGCAGGCUUAAAUCGGUAGAGAGGGCCGGCCUGCUUGGUCCUGGAGACUUUCCACCUCCGCUCUGGGCCCUCGAGGCCAUGGGUCGGGUCUCCGGGCUCGUGCCCUCUCGGUUCCUGACGCUCUUGGCUCAUCUGGUGGUUGUCAUCACUUUAUUCUGGUCCCGGAAAAGCAACAUCCAGGCUUGCCUGCCUCUCAAGUUCAGUCCCGAGGAAUAUGAGAAGCAGGACAUCCACCCCUUUGUUUUCUGCAGACUGGUGGCAGCGCUCUGUCUCACCCUGGGCCUCUUUGCGGUGGAGCUGGCCGGCUUCCUCUCAGGAGUUUCCAUGUUCAACAGCACGCAGAGCCUCCUCUCCAUUGCAGCCCACUGUAGCGCAUCUGUGGCCCUGUCUUUCUUCAUAUUCGAGCGAUGGGAAUGUACCACAUACUGGUACAUUUUUGCUUUCUGCAGCGCCUUCCCAGCUGUCACUGAAACGGCAUUAUUCAUCGCUGUCUUUGGGCUGAAAAAGAAACCUUUCUGAACACGACUCGGGCGUAGGGACCAAGCCUGGAAAAGUGAUGAGCUUCCUCCGGUUGGUGGAAGAAGAAAGGCCUCAGUUUUCUCUCUCCCAACUGCUUCUAAACAGAGGAUGGCAGUAUUGGGAUAAGAUCUCUCAAAUCUUGGGUUAUAGUUAUUAGAGCAUUGUUUUUUUUUUUGUUUUUUUUUUUUUGUUUUUUUUUUUUUGGUUUUUCGAGACAGGGUUUCUCUGUGUAGCUUUGGUGCCUAUCCUGGCACUCGCUCUGGAGACCAGGCUGGCCUCGAACUCACAGCAAUCCGCCUGCCUCUGCCUCCCGAGUGCUGGGAUUAAGGGCGUGCACCACCAACGCCCGGCUAUAAGAGCAUUGUUAAUAAAAUGCAUUUUAUAAUAAAAGCUAGGCUGAUACUAUUUUUCAGAAGACAUCUGGGUGGGCCAAGAAUCUGGUGUAAAAAAAAAAAAAAGGCUUUUAUUCUGGUCUUACUAUUCGUGAGCUCGUAGGUGAUCCUUCUAUUUGGAUUUUUACGGUACAAGAUAGACGGAAGUAAGUGGGCGGGGAUAUGUAAAUAAGCACCGCAUUUAGGCUUUCUAGCUUGCCGUAUGUGAGCGGAGCAUUCUGGGAGGAUUUUAUUUCUCUUUUUUUGGCCCGGAAUGGAAAAUAAUUUAUACUAAGUGAUUUGCAAAUAGAUAUUACUCUAGGGUUUCAAGAACCCUGAAUCAGUGGAUUUGUAUUAAAACUGUCACAUUCUCACCCUUGCUUUAACCGGAAAUAUCUCUCCCUAAUAAGGAAAGGGCUCGCCACGUUUUUUAUCGUCAGGAGGUUAAUCCUUACCUGUUCCUCCUUUUGGAGGGCAGAUAGAAAAUGAUGAUUGGAGCUUGCAUGAUUUGCUGAUUAGCAUUUCCGUGCAAUCAGGACCUGACAACAUCCUGGUUGCUCCUCUCUGAUUCUCUGACGAUCACACUUUUUAAUUGUGUGGUAAUUGAUAGAACUCUAUAAGAAGUCUCAGGGAACGUACCACUGCCGCGUUGGUCUUGGCUGUCUUUCUUAGUAACUAUAUACCAUGCUCAGAUUUCUGUGGCAGCAGUGCGGUUUUCAACUAGUGGGAAACCUGAUUGGUGGUUAUUUAGUAUCUAUCAGAGCCCUCAAAUCUUUCGGUAGUCUUGGAGAAGGCCGCCAUUCCUGCUCGACUUUACCAAGACAUAGUCUUACCUCUGUGACCUACAUUCAUUCAAUAACCUAACCAUAGGCAAAACACUGUUAAUAAUAAUAGUGAGGGAAGAGAUGAGAUUUGACCCACACUCAGCUUUGGGAAUACAGAGGCAGGAAAGAAACACUCUUCUAGUACUCCCAGAGUUUUUAAUCUUGUAAAUUGUGGUACAUGCUACCAAAAAAAAAAAAAAAAAUGUUUCUUG
Cricetulus griseus (Chinese hamster) is the source of this 1952-nucleotide messenger RNA. Lineage: Eukaryota; Metazoa; Chordata; Mammalia; Rodentia; Cricetidae. The record is from RefSeq and is a predicted model, not a curated record.